This is a messenger RNA of Peromyscus maniculatus bairdii (prairie deer mouse), 530 nucleotides long. The record is from RefSeq and is a predicted model, not a curated record. Lineage: Eukaryota; Metazoa; Chordata; Mammalia; Rodentia; Cricetidae.
AUGCGCAGAGAUGGGCAAGCCAGUGCAGUUACCAACACAGUCCUCCAGAAGCCAGAACCACCAAAUGAAAAUCUUGAGAAUUUGUCAACCACUAGAGAGUCAGUCCAAGAAGAGAUUGUAAACAAGCACAACCAACUGAGAAGAAUGGUUUCUCCACCUGGUAGUGACUUACUAAAGAUGCAAUGGAGCGAUGAUGCCCGAGUGAAUGCACAGAGAUGGGCAAGCCAGUGCACUUAUGAACACAGUCCUCCAGAAGCCAGGACCACCAAGAUAAGAUGUGGUGAGAAUAUCUUCAUGUCAAGUUAUCCAGCAUCAUGGUCUCAUGCAAUCCAAAGCUGGUAUGAUGAAGUCAAUGAUUUCAGUUUUGGUUCAGGUCCAAAUACAACUGAUGCAGUAGUUGGACAUUAUACUCAGGUUGUUUGGAAUACAUCUUUCCAAGUUGCCUGUGGAGUUGCUGAGUGCCCUAACCAACCAUUGAAAUUCUUGUAUGUUUGUCACUAUUGUCCUCCGUAAGUAUCCACUUCCAAGUC